CGCGUUGCAUUUCCCCAACCGUUUCUUGUGACAUCUAUCUAUCCCCAGUUUCUCCCUUCCUCUGCAACUGGAUUUACUCUGUUUUCUUCCCGAGAUUCACCGCCAAUCGGGGAAAUUUAGCUCAUACGGUUUCUCGAUUUCAAUAGAUUGAACAAUUUCGAACCGGUUUAGGUUUCGGAUUUGAAAGGAGAAUUUCUUUCGGCAUGAAGAUGAAAGACGAGAUUCCUGGACACGAGGGGGAAGAUGAGGAGAUGAUGGACGAGAUUGCGGCAGCGCCUCAUAAAUACGCGGUGGUUGUCGGCUAUGCUCUCACUUCCAAAAAAACUAAGAGCUUUUUGCAGCCCAAGCUCGAACGUCUAGCUAGAAAGAAGGGAAUACUAUUUAUUGCUAUAGAUGAAAGUAGACCUCUUUCUGAACAAGGUCCUUUUGAUAUAGUGCUCCAUAAGUUAACAGGAAAGAAGUGGCAGAGUAUUCUUGAGGAUUACAGGAUGAAACAUCCAGAGGUGACAGUACUUGAUCCCCCAGAUGCAAUAGAGCAUCUGUAUAGUCGUCAAUCCAUGCUUCAAGAUGUUGCAGACUUGAAGAUGUCAGAUUCAUAUGGAAAAGUUUGUGUUCCCCGACAAUUGGUUAUUGAGGAUGAUCCUUCCUCAAUUCCAGCAGCUGUGAGUAAUGCUCAACUGAGAUUACCUCUUGUUGCAAAGCCAUUGGUUGCAAAAUCGCAUGAGUUAUCACUUGCAUAUGAUAAACUUUCCCUUCAGAAACUUGAACCACCCCUUGUGCUGCAAGAGUUUAUAAACCAUGGUGGGGUCAUGUUUAAGGUUUAUAUUGUUGGGGAAGCGAUUAAGGUGGUGAGACGGUUUUCAUUACCAGACGUUGGUAGACGCGAAGCAUCAAAGAGUUGUGGGGUUUUCCGUUUUCCAAGGGUUUCCAGUGCAGCUGCAUCUGCUGAUGAUGCUGAGGAUUUAGACCCUUCCGUUGCCGAACUUCCUCCACGGCCGUUGCUUGAGAGACUUGCUAGGGAGCUUCGUCGUCGACUGGGCCUUCGGCUCUUCAACCUAGAUAUUAUUAGAGAACAUGGAACCAAGGACUGCUACUAUGUUAUAGAUAUCAAUUAUUUUCCAGGAUAUGGGAAGAUGCCGGAAUAUGAGCACAUUUUUACAGAUUUUCUCCUCAGUCUAGUGAAGCACAAGUAGUAUAUACGUAGGGGGGUGGAAAAAGGAAAGCUAAUUGGAGUGGGCAUUUGAUCACUGCACGCCAAAGGGUAUUAUUAUUAUUGAAGCUGCCUGCACAAUAAGCCACCCUGUUUAUGUUCUAUUUUUCUAAAACCCAUUUCCACCCACUCUUUCCAUCUGCCAUGCCCAUUCCUUUCGUGGCAAUGAAUGGGUUUAUGUAUAUUUUUCUGAACUUUGCACAUUGACACUUUUUUUUUAAGUAGCUGUGGGUUCACAAAUUCGCUUUCUUUAAAACUGUGUUCGAGAGUGAAGGGGUAUUCU
Cuscuta campestris is the source of this 1493-nucleotide messenger RNA. NCBI's taxonomy places the organism in Eukaryota, Viridiplantae, Streptophyta, Magnoliopsida, Solanales, Convolvulaceae. The record is from the annotation of a GenBank genome assembly.